CCUUGUAUACACUUAACCCAUCCAUUUCCUCUCUAAAUAUCAUUACAAUGAGAUUUCAUCUAGUCUUGUUGUCUUUCUUUAUACCCUUAUGUUUGAUAAAUUUGAGUUUCAAUAUCUAUGUAGCAACAAGCCACUGCCUUGGCCAUCAGCAAGUCUUGUUGCUCCACAUGAAGCAAAAUCUUCAAUUCAACCCAACCAAAUCCAAAAAACUAGUGACAUGGAAUCAAAGUGAGGAUUGCUGUGAAUGGAAUGGAGUCACAUGCCACAAUGAACAUGUUAUUGGUCUAGACUUGAGUGAGGAAUUUAUUUCUGGUGCUCUAGACAACUCAAGCCUUUCCAACUUGGAAAGUUUGCAGGAUUUGAAUUUAGCUUAUAAUGAUUUCCAAUCUUCGAUUCCUUCAGAGAUUUUCAAGAUAGAGAAUUUGAGGUAUUUGAAUCUAAGCAACACAAAUUUCUCUGGAAGUUUACCAGGUGCUAUUUCCAAAUUGAAGAAGUUAUCAACCUUAGAUCUAUCUAACUGCCAGUUCAAUGGAACACUCCCUGUUUCAUUUUCAGGACUCAUUGAACUUGUUCACUUGGAUUUGUCAUUCAACAAUUUCACUGGACCUCUUCCAUCUCUUAAUAUGUUCAAGAAUCUCAAAUUUUUAUCCCUUUUCCAAAAUGGUUUUACUGGGCCAAUUACAACAACUCAUUGGGAGGGGCUUUUAAAUCUCACUAGCAUCCAUUUUGGUGAUAACACUUUCAAUGGAAAAGUUCCCUCAUCUCUUUUCACACUUCUAUCUCUACGGGAGCUUAUUCUUUCUCAUAAUCGAUUUUCAGGUUCAUUGGAUGAAUUUCCAAUUCCAAAUGCCUCUCUGUCUGCAUUAAACAUGGUUGAUUUGAGCAACAACGAGUUGCAAGGGCCUAUUCCUAUGUCUUUGUUUCGUCUGCCAAGUCUCGGUUACCUCCAUCUUUCUUUAAAUCAAUUCAAUGGAACUCUGAGGCUAGAUUUGUUACAGAACCUCCAAAAUCUGCGCGCUUUAGGCAUAUCACACAACAACUUGUCCGUUAAUGCCACUUUCAAUGGAUCGUUUCCAAGUUUGGUAGUUCUACUUCUUGGAAGUUGCAAGUUGAGGGAAUUUCCUGCUUUUUUGAGAAACCAAUCCCAAUUAAGGGCUCUAGACAUAUCCAAUAACCAAAUUCAAGGAACAAUACCGAACUGGAUUUGGAGAUUUGAAUACAUGGUUAAUAUGAAUCUUUCCAAUAAUUUUCUGACAGGCUUGGAUGGACCCUUUGAAAAUCUCAGUUCUAGUACUUUUGUGUUGGACCUUCAUUCCAACCAACUUCAAGGGUCUAUUCCAAUUUUGACAAAAAAUGCUGUGUAUUUGGAUUAUUCAAGUAACAAGUUCAUGUUUAUCCCACCAGACAUAAGAGAGUAUCUUAAUUACACAUAUUUCUUGUCCCUUUCAAACAAUAGCUUCCAUGGAAAAAUCCCUCAAUCCUUUUGUGGCUGUCCGACGCUUCGAAUGCUUGAUCUUUCCCACAAUAGCUUCAAUGGCUCCAUUCCGGAGUGUUUGAUCUCAAGGAGCGGUUCUCUAAGGGCGUUAAAUAUACUUGGAAACAAACUAUCAGGUUCAAUUUCUGAUACAAUUUCAAGUUCAUGUAAUCUAAGGUUUCUUAAUCUUAAUGAGAAUCUCUUGGAGGGUACCAUUCCAAAAUCUUUAAUCAAUUGUAAGAGCCUACAAGUCUUGAACCUUGGAAACAAUGUGUUCAGGGACAGAUUUCCAUGCUUCUUGAGGAAUAUCUCUGCACUUCAAGUGUUGAUUUUACGGUCAAACAAACUCCAUGGUUCAAUUCGAUGCCAGCGGAACAAUGGUAGUACUUGGAAGAUGCUUCAUAUUGUUGAUAUAGCCUUGAAUGAUUUCACUGGUAGGCUUCCGGGACCACUAUUGAAAAGUUGGAUAGCAAUGAAAGGUGAUGAAGAUGAUUCAGGAGAAAAAUCCGGUAACUUAUUUUUCGACAUCUAUGAUUUCCAUCACUCUGUGCGUUACAAGGAUUUGUUGGCGAGUAUCGACAAAGUUCUUGUUAUGAAACUGGCUCAACUUCAAGUUGGUGAACCACUUUCCACCAUUGAAAACUUGUUCUCUUACUUUGUCAAUGCCUACCAAUUUCAAUGGGGUGGAUCCUAUCUUGAUUCAGUUACUGUUGUCAGCAAAGGCUUGCAGAUGAACUUAGUCAAAAUUCUAGCAGUCUUUACUUUCUUGGAUUUCUCAUCUAACCACUUUGAAGGUUCAAUACCAGAAGAGGUGAUGAGUUUGAGAGCAAUUAAUGUUCUUAACUUGUCACACAAUGCUUUCUCUAGCCAUAUCCCUUCAUCACUUGGAAACUUGACUCAAAUUGAGUCAUUAGACCUAUCAAGUAAUAAUUUGAGUGGAGUGAUUCCCACAGAGAUUGCAAGUUUGUCUUUCCUCUCAGUUUUGAACCUCUCCUAUAAUCAUUUGGUUGGGAAGAUUCCAACCGGCACUCAAAUUCAGACUUUUGAAGAAGAUUCUUUUGUGGGCAAUGAAGGGUUAUGUGGACCUCCACUGAAUAAAAAUUGUGGUCAUGUUGAGUUACCUACAGGAGCACCAUCAUCAUAUGCAGGUUAUGAAACAGAGAGUUCAAUUGAUUGGAACUUUUUGAGCGCUGAGUUGGGAUUCACUAUUGGGUUUGGAUGUGUGAUACUUCCCCUUCUUUUAUGGAAGAGAUGGAGGUUGUGGUAUAGCAAGCAUGUCGAUGAAUUGCUUUUCAGGAUGUUUCCUCAGCUUGAUUUUGUAUAUAUAUUCCAUGGAGGGAAGAAAUACAGGACUCUAAAGUGGAGGUUCAACUAGCUAGCUGCUCUCAGCUCUCAUUAUAGCUUGUUAAGCAUGACUAUUGUUUGCUAGCUAAUUUCGCUUCGGAUACCUCUUUUUCUUAUAUUUUGUGUCAAUGUAAUGAACUACCAAUGCCAUAGCUACCUUUGAUUCUUCUUUUCUCAACCUGUACUUGAUUGGGAUAUACUCCUGAUUACAAGACGAGGGUGUAUCCAUAAUUUUCUUCUUGGGAUAAAUAAAAACUAUUCAUGUGCUCUUUCCCAAUAGCUUAAGCUUUUGGAUGGUUAGUUGUUUGUUUGACAUGGUAUCAAAACCUUUAUGACAAAGCGGUUC
Molecule: messenger RNA, 3164 nt
Organism: Lotus japonicus
Lineage: Eukaryota; Viridiplantae; Streptophyta; Magnoliopsida; Fabales; Fabaceae
Product: receptor-like protein 32
Exons: 1
Coding region: 48-2849 (933 amino acids)
Molecular function (GO): protein binding
Source: RefSeq, a predicted model, not a curated record